Molecule: messenger RNA, 378 nt
Organism: Dovyalis caffra
Lineage: Eukaryota; Viridiplantae; Streptophyta; Magnoliopsida; Malpighiales; Salicaceae
Source: the annotation of a GenBank genome assembly
AUGGCUCAGGGAAGAGGCAGUGCAAUGGCGGUCACAGUCACAAUCUUGCUGUGCAUGAUUCAGCUCCAUUUUGAAAUAGCUAGCGCAGCAAUCUACACUGUUGGAGGCCGUGGCGGUUGGAUCUUCAAUGUCGCUGGCUGGCCUAAAGGAAAGAGUUUUAAAGCUGGUGACGUACUUGUAUUCAAUUAUAACCCUGCAGCCCACAAUGUUGUUGGUGUUAGCAAGGCUGGCUACAAUUCAUGCACCGCCCCUAGAGGUGCCAAAUUUUUUACCUCAGGAAAGGAUCGGAUCAAGCUUAAAAGGGGACAGAAUUUCUUCAUCUGCACCUUCGCUGGCCACUGUCAGUCUGGAAUGAAGAUAGCGGUUACUGCUGCGUGA